UACCCGGAAAUAUUACACGGGCCGGAAAGGACCAAUGUUAGGGGAACACACGUCACUCACUUUUACCCGAAAAUAUUUCCACCGGGCAUCCAGUUUUUGUUACAUAUUUUAUACAUUUAUUUUUAAUUUCGACCGACAAUUGUUUUUAAACAGCGAAAGCUCCCCGGACAGCACACAGCCGGGGCGAAACCAAAUGGCGGAGGAGGCUGUGGAUUUUUAGCACCCAGCCCAGCAGCAUCAGUGAAAAUGGCUCUGACUAACGCCUGGAAAACAGCACGCAGAAAUGGAAGCGGACGGUAGCUAGCUGGGCAGAAGAAGAAGAAGGCGUGACGACAAGGCCUUCAUCCAUCUGCAGCUGUUGUGUGUGCUCCGCGACUGGAUGCGUAGACAGAUUGCAGAUUUUACAUUAAAAUGAGCGUCGAUAAAACAUUUUCCCUCAUCUGCCAGGGGAGCUCGGUUCUCCCAGGUUUCAUCGCAUCAGUCGGAGGAAAUGGUAAGCUUUUAUAAGUUGUAGGAAAUUCUUGGCUGAACACGGAUGAGGAAUCUUAGGUGAAGGGAAAAUGCCAUCGCAGUAAAUCUCACAGGAGACGAGAAGUCAUCAUUUGAACUGGUUCUCAAUCAAAAGCUACUUAAUCAGUUUUGAAACUGGGUGGAACUCCUCUUCCUGCCAGAAAAGACAGUUUUAUCCUUUUGCUCUUCAUAUUAUCAUCUCUGCAACCCCACUCAUUUUGGAAGUAUAGUGUGAUCAACAAAGAGUGGCGGCAUCAGAAGUAAACAGUUUGGAAUUAUGAACUUUAAUCCAUCUUUAAAGUAAGACAGUAGUAGCAUAGCCUUACCCUUGGGGUAAAAUUUGUCUUUCACCAGUAAGUGGUGGGAUUAUUGUAGCCGCUCCUAGUGCUGGAGGUUUGGCAUCUGCACCCCCAUGCGCCAGUGAGUGGGAAAUGUUCCAAUUUGGAAAAUACAAUCUGGACAUUAUAGAGAUGUUAAGUGGGCACCAGGCCCACCAGUUCAAAGGCCUUGGUUUAGAUCGACAGCUACAGCAUCAGCAGCAAGUGCAACUCCACCAGCAUCAACUCCAACAGCAGCAGCAGCAGGCUGAGUCUUCUGGAGCCCUUCUGUCUGGACUUGGCUUGGGCCCCUUGCAGGGGUCUAGAGGUAACGCCUUUUCUGAUUCUGCCUCCAUUUUUGCCAAGAUGAGUGCCCCUCCUCCCCCACCUUUACAACAGCAGCCCUCAUCUCAGACCUCCCGUUCAAAGUCAAGCAAGAUAAGCAGCAGCAGCUCAAGCCAUUCUUCAGGCUACCCACAGUUCCUGCGCUCUUUCCACCCGUCUGAGGCAGCACUAGCACAGGAACAGUUACACCCUAGCGUAGGUCGCUUUGAGCACUUUACUGGGGGGAGUAGCAGUAGUGGGAGUGCUGGGGGGUUAGGAGGAUUAGUAACAUCAGCACCUCCACCACCUCCUCUGCAUCCCGGCCUCUCUGUCCCCCAGGCAUCACCUGGCCCCUCCUCCUCCUCUCCCUCCCCAUCCACCUCUGUAGCCACGUCCAACAACCCCUCUAGCAGCAGUGCAGUCAGCUCACUGGGGCACCAGUUGGUUGGGGCCCAGUCUGAUGCACGGAGCCUUCACCAACAGUUUAGUUGCAUGCUAGCUGCUAAUCAGUAUUUUCUUUCUGGGGUGCCUACUAAUGCUAGUUUAGAACAAUUCCUUGUUCAACAGGGAACCCAUAACCACUUAGGGAUUGGUUUAAGUCAAACAGGUGGGGAGCCGAGUACCAGCCUUGCACCGCCUCCCGCUUUGCAUUCUUCUCACUCACAUGGCCACUCCACUCCCCAGCCUCAGCAGGCACCACAGCAGCCUCCCCAGCAGCAGCAGCUUCCGCCUCACUCCCUUUCUCAUCCCCACUCCCAUUCUCAUCCCCACCACCCUCUCCACCCUGGCUCCCAGGCUCCAUCACUGGGUGGCUUUGACUUUCAGGGCAUUCCUGUGCUUUCGUCUAAUCAGAUAGCUUCCCUGAUGCAGCAGGAGGCAGGUCUGCCCCUCCCCUUACCACUUCAUUUAUCCUUAUCUAAAGAAGAUGGUAAAGGUGAAAGCAGUGGAGGUGGAAGUAGCAGCAGCAGUAGCAGUAGAAGGAAAAAAGCCAUGGCUGGCUAUUUACCACAAAGAAAAUCCGAUACCAGUAAUAAUAACAGUAGUGGUCAUGGUCAUGGUAGCCACAGUAAUCCUAGCACUAGCAGUAGUAACGGCGGGCUAAGUCAUAGCCAACCCCCGGCUUUAAUUGGUAGUGGGGUUGGUAUGACAAAUAUGGGUGGAGACCCAUCAUCCCUUCUUGCCUCGUCAUCUUCAUCCUCAUCAGUAGUGUCUUCUUCCUCCUCCUCUGCUCCCUCUUCCACUGCUGCCUCAGUACUAGUUACUAACGAUUCUCAGCUUUCUAAAUCUGAUAACCAGAGUGCAAUGCAACCCAAUGCCACAGGGUCUGAUACAGAGCUCAUUUAUAGCUGUGGAGACUGUGGCAAAAGCUUCCCUCACCUCUCAAGCCUUCGCAGGCAUAUGCGCAUGCAUGAGCCAACCACAGCAGGUACUAGCAAUACUGCCACUACAGGCCCAAAUCCCAUUUACAUUAAAACACAGUCUGAUCCAAGCCUUCCCCAUUCGACCCAAGAAACCCCCCAGCCCUCAUCAAAUUCCUGUCCUAGCCCAGAGAAAAUAUUUCAUUGCCCCGAUUGUGGCAAAGCCUUUAGGAAAAAAGGGCACCUCCUGCAACAUGGAGUGAUACACUCUUCAGCCCGCCCGUAUGGCUGUUCCACCUGCUCUCGGGCAUUUAAUCGUAGAGAGUCACUGACACGCCAUGAGAAGAUUCAUGAGGAAAAGCCGUUCCGAUGCCCCGCCUGUGGUCGUGCCUUUCGUGAGAGCACCUCUCUACUCAACCAUGCUGCCUCAGGCACCUGCGGCAAGCCAGGUAGGGGACCCAAACAACGGGGCAACAAGACAGGAACUGAUAGUGAGGACAGAGUCGGGGGAGGGAGUGGAGGAGGUAACGGAGGAGGGGGAACUUAUCAGAGCAGUAGAGGGGUUAAUUUUGGGAAAACUGAGGAAGAGGAUGGUGUAAUCAUUGUGGGUGAAGGAGAACCUAAAUCAGGUUUAGGAUGUGAUGGUCUGUUUCAAUCUGGAAGGGGAGGGAAUUCAAAUGACAGGGACAGAACAGAUAGUAAAUACCCAACUGACUACUCUCGGAAUCGUUACACAGGCUACCACGAUGACCACCGUUCUCAAGGUAACCCAUCUCCAUGCUACUCUGGCGCCUCCCCCUGUGGAAGUGGGAUGGCGGGCCCAUCUCUGAGAAAGGCACCCUUGGCCCCAACGCUGCAUCCGCACUCACAGAGCCACCAGCAUCACCAUUCGCAGCAGCAGCAGCAGCAGCAGCAGCAACAACCCCACCUGCCUCUUUCUUCUCUACUGGAUGACUCAGAGGAUGAUGUCACUAGCUCUGUCAAUAAUGCAAUCUCUGCUAUAACAGCAGCUAGUAGUGGAAAUAGAGGGGAUGAUAGGGGAGACAUUAUAGGAGGUCUGCUAGGUGGUCUUGGUUUAGGACCUCUGGGCUCACCUUCGUCCACAUCUGGCAUGGAUAAGAAUUUUAGAAGUGCUGGGAGCCAGGAGGCUAUGAGCAGCAACCCACAGAAUCUGACCACCAAACCAAAACGCCCUCGCAAACCAAGAGCUAAAAAAGAUCCUGCAGCUGGUGGACAGCCCCCAAGACGUAGGCAAUACACCCCUAGAUUGGGGCCCAGUGGGCUCCCGCGCACUCACCUGUGCAGUGUUUGUGGGAAGGGAUUUGCCCGCCGCGAGACCCUGCGUCGACAUGACCGCAUCCACACUGGAGAAAAGCCCCAUCACUGCACUAUAUGUGGCAAGUAUUUCAGAGAAGCUUUUCACCUCAGCAAACAUCAAACGGUCCACUCUGGGGCAAAAAAUUACAAAUGCACCAUCUGUGGGAAAGAGUUUGGUUACUCCCAGAGUCUCAGGAGGCACAGCAAACUCCACCAGAAAGGGGAGCUCGAAGAGGUGCCUACAACACCAGCUGCAGAGAACCUUAACAGCUUUAACCCAAAUCCUCAAUGUAGCGUUGUGCAGGACAGGAGCCAGAACCAAGCACCAAGCACCUCCUCCUACUACCCCUACUCACAAGACGUCAAGCCUCAAGACACAAAUCCUCAGUCGCAGCCUCCACCCCAAUCCCAGCCGCCGCCUCCACCACAUCCCCGACUAUACACCUGUGCUAUCUGUUGGAAGUCUUACCGUCACCACUUCCAACUAACAGCCCAUCACCAGAUGGUUCACGAAGGUGGGGGUGACAAGUUUUUUUCCUGCGAGGUUUGUGGAAAACAGUUUGCCUACUCUAAUAGCCUCACUCGACACAGGCAGUCUCAGCAUGGGAUUACCCGUGGUGAGCAGUCCAACCCGCAAGACGGCAGCAGUGGGUCUGGAGAAAACAGAGGUGGGAGUGAUGUUAAUCAGUCGGCAUCUGAGAGCGAGGCCGCCACCAAUGCCUUGCUUCAAAUGGCUCCAUCCACUGAAGGCCACGGGGGACAGGGUCUUAGUGUUGUCACUCACAGCCAUCAGCAGGCGCCUCCACAACCACCAGCUGGUUAUUCUCCCCUCUUUUAUGAUGCUGCUGCAGCCCAGUCCGCUGCGUCUAACGCCCCAACUUACUCUCAACCCUUGCCUCCCAACUCUACAAUCAUGCCCCCUCAGCACCCACACUCCCCGGCCGGGGUAAAAGGAGAACACAUUUAUCCAGCUGGAUCCCGUAGCCGCACACUCCACACCACAGCCCCGUUUCAGCCCCUCACGGAACUGCCCUCCACUGAACAUCACCAUCUGCAUCACCAUCACCAUUACUCCCACCAUCAUCCCCAUCAUCAGUCAGACACCCAGCCCCACCAACACUUCGACUGCAACAUCCCGUUGUCCCACGAUGAAAUGAGACGACACAAGAAGAAAAAAAAAAAGUCCGACAAGAGAGAAUGGAGGGGAAAUAAAUGGGCUUCCCACGACUCGGUCAGAUUUGAUGGUGUCAAAAAGAAGAAAAAGAUCAGUUGUACAGUAAGAGGGCAGUUGAAUAAAAGACGAGGCUCUCUUCGACUGACAAUUAGGCGAGGAGGAGGAUCAGGUGGCGGUGGGUAUAGGCUUGUCAACACUGGCGGAAUGAAGGUGCAGAUCCUGUCAUCUCUCCAUGUCCCGGUGAAACGCUUUGGAUGUCCCAUAUGCCCCAAUUCAGUGUUUUCCCGUAAAGCUGGACUGCUUAUCCACAUGGCGGUCAAACACCCACGGAGAGCCUUGAGCUAUCAGGAGCGAUUAAGGUGCAGUGUGUGUGGGAAGCAGUCUCAUGGGCCUCUGGCAGCCUUCGUCCACCGAGCUUCCCAUCGCGCCAGAGGGACUUUCUCCUGCCGCCGCUGCGCCGCCCGCUUUUGGAACGCCGCACUUCUUCACAGGCACAAAGUGUCUUGCCGCCGCAGGGCUAAAAGACUGCAGCGAGGAGAUGGUACGAGGCUGAAGCUUUUGAAGAGACCGGAAGAAAGACAGACCCACGAGAGUCACGAGGAGAUGCCGUUUUUGCAAGGAUCACCGUACAGAUACUGAUCCUUGUGUCUGAAAAGAGUGGCACAUGAGGGAUUGUUUUUUUGUUUUCCAGCUCUAAAAAUAAGGAAAUGAGUUAAAAAAAAAGGACUUCAAAAGGCAUAUGUAAGAAAAAUGUGCCUGGUGUUUUUUGUUUCAUCUUCUCUGCUGACUAUUAGAACGAGUGUUAACAACUACUGUAGAACAAUAUAUUAAAAUAUUACCAGAGAUUCUUCCAGAUUAUAUUGGAAGGUGCUCAAAGGUGUUUUUUCAAAGACGUGACUGUUUUCAUAGGAUCAUUAAUUAACCCUUAAGUGCAUUGACACUAUGCUUGGCUGACACUGUGCAGUUAUCUAGACAAGUUUAGAUGAAUUGACCUGCUAAUGUAUCUUCCUUCUACAACUAAAAACUCCCGCUACACCUCUUCCUGUAUGAUAAAACGUCUCUGCUGUGUAUUUUGUCUUGUUGUUGUUCACUUAGAGGCUCUGAGGAUUUUAUUUUUUCUUCUUUCUCUUUAUGUAAAGUGCAUUUAUUAGGAGUAGGGACACAGGGACAAAGACCUUUUUGUUGAUAGUUUGUCAGUGCAUGUUUGUUCAAGUUGGUUCAAGUUUUUUGCUGAGGUUGUGAGAUCGCUCCUACAGUACGUGAUGGUUUUAUUCAGUAUAUCCCCACAAGUUUGUAGUGUAAACAUGAUUUGGAAGUCGCUCUAUUAUUACCUAGUGAUUUGAUCACGUAUAGAUGAAAAUGUUGGUUUCUGGUAAUUAACAUCACAAGGAUCCCUCUCCUGCCAAAUUUGAGACUCUUUCCGAGAAAAAAAGCCUUGUGUACGAUGUUUAGUUUACUUUCUUUAUCUGAGAUGUUCCUAGCUUUUUAUACCACAGGAUUAAAAAAACAGGUUAAACAAAUCAACUGUAACAAGUUUAUCAUGUUAUUUGUAUGCUCUUUUUAGCAGUAAUUAUUUCUACUGUACUCCACAGUGUUAAAGACAAGGACCUAUCAUGAUAGAAACAAAUGUACUAUUUCAUGUAUUUGUAAUCAGUCUUCUUACCCCCUUAAUUUUUUUUGCUGAUUUCCAAUCAUAUUGUUACUGUUGAGCUUUGUUUUUUCCUUUCUUCUUCUAAAAAACUAAAUUUUAAUUUUGCCACUUUAUUCACGUAUAAAAUGUUCAUACCCCUGUCAUUUUUUUUUUCUUCUAAAGAAAAAUGAUAGUUUUAGUAGAUUUCUAUUACACUAUUUACUGAGAAGUCAGUAGUUGAUUAUAUCUCAGCAAUGAAUAAAACUUAAGUGUAAUUUGU
Messenger RNA from Austrofundulus limnaeus, 6910 nucleotides. Its product is annotated as zinc finger protein 628. The coding region runs from base 942 to 5639 and encodes 1565 amino acids. The record is from RefSeq and is a predicted model, not a curated record. Gene Ontology annotation, molecular function: DNA-binding transcription activator activity, RNA polymerase II-specific; RNA polymerase II cis-regulatory region sequence-specific DNA binding. Gene Ontology annotation, cellular component: nucleus. Gene Ontology annotation, biological process: regulation of transcription by RNA polymerase II. NCBI's taxonomy places the organism in Eukaryota, Metazoa, Chordata, Actinopteri, Cyprinodontiformes, Rivulidae. The transcript is spliced from 3 exons.